Molecule: messenger RNA, 1182 nt
Organism: Macrosteles quadrilineatus (aster leafhopper)
Lineage: Eukaryota; Metazoa; Arthropoda; Insecta; Hemiptera; Cicadellidae
Product: protein stum-like
Exons: 8
Coding region: 1-1182 (393 amino acids)
Biological process (GO): proprioception; taxis; sensory perception of mechanical stimulus
Cellular component (GO): sensory dendrite
Source: RefSeq, a predicted model, not a curated record
AUGCAUGACCGUGGAAUACAAGUGGAAAAUCAUUACACCACAAAAACUAAUGAAAACCUCGCGGCAGUGUGCGAGGGGCAGUUGUGUCGGGCGGACUGUCCACUGCAGUACCAUGAUCUACAUACUGUACAGGUAUUGAGGACUCCGGACAUGUCUCCUCUCAACAACACUGUCCAUCCCCUGGACCCCUCGCUCCCGCUGCAACCCCCCAAGAAGACCGGAUGCUGUGGUCGGCUGUGUGACAAGCUGUGUUGCCGAACACCUGAUAAGGUUUGUUGCUGCAUAAAAACUCCAAACUGCUGCAGCGGGCUGGGCCGUGGACUGGGAGCUCUCUGCAGCAAACUAAACUGCUGCAAGAAGAUGAAUUGCAGCAGUUGCUGCGGAAAGACUGACACUAAAACGAAAAAUAAACCCAAGCCUGCUCGGCAAAGCAGUAGACUACGAGACUGCUUGUCACGCCUGAACUGCUUCCGCUGGUCCACGUGUUGUCGCAAGAGACAACCCCCACCACCGAGGGAUGAGGAGGAGGGGGACGAGGGGGGAGGCUGCUGUGACGGCUGCAAGUAUCGCUCCUGCGGAUGUUUCAGGGCGUUGUUCUGUCUCAACCGAGCCUGCUGUCAAAGAAUGCGGGCUUGCUGCAGAUGUACAAGGUUUGGUUGCUGCAGAUCAGGGGGAUGCUGCGGUCCUACCCCUCCUGCACAGCUGGACCGCAGAAAAAGCAGACUCAGCGUCCGCAAGAGUCAGACCAGCAUUACGCAAGGGAUCCCCAAGCUAGAUCCUACCUUGGUAGAACACCAGUCUAUGAUGCGAGGGGCCGUGCCUGUACUGCCUGUGCCUCUAGCCUGGCUGUGCUGCAUCCUCAAUGUCUUCCUGCCUGGUACAGGCACAUUAUUGAGUGGAGUGUUCUGCAUGUGUUUCGGCAAGCCGAGGUUCUCAGUGAACGACUCGUACCCGUCUCGAUUGACAGCGUUCCUCAUCAACCUGGUUGUGUCCGUGUCGCAACUCUUCACCGUCAUAUUCUGUCUGGUCGGAUGGGGUUGGAGUAUUUGGUGGGGUGUGAUGAUGGUACGCUUUGCAAGAAAAAAUAAAAGGAUUCAACUGGCAGAAAGAACAGGCGGAGACCAACCAGCGGCUGCGCCAGUGGCGGUCAAUCAGAAUCAUGAUGUAGAGAGAGCUCGAUAG